UUCUUAGGUCCCCUCUGCCUUCCAUUCCCUGUCCCUUUACCGAUAGAGCUGAGAAGCUAUGGCUGGUUUGUUAUGGAGUGAGGGAGGUCUAGAGAUGAUAGGUGCUCAAAGGAGGUUUUAUUGAGAACAGAAAAGAGGGGAUUCUCUUCAAGAAGCUAGAGCAAACAAUCAGAGGCGCAAAACCCAGGGACCCAAUAUCUUCCAGCCGCUUGAAGCUUAUAGGCAGAAAAGACAAUGAGGCGCGAUGAUUUUACCAUGGAUCGCCUGAAAGGAGGAGGAUUUGCGAGCAUUCUGCCAUGGGACCCAGUGGACCUGCAAGGAUUCUGCCAUGGGACGCCGUGAAGAAGGAAGAUCUGGAUUUGGAAAGCUUAAUCGGGGGGAGGAUGCCUGAAAUCUGUCAUGGGUAUACAGAUUUAGGGUUUGGUGAUUUGGGGAUUUGUUGAAAAGAGAGCAGCUAUCACCUGGAGGGAUAGAGACAAACUCAAACCGAGUUGAGAGAAAGGGCCUGCAGCAGUUAGUCACUAACUUCGAUGAUGUCGCGAGGUGGGUUUUGCCCAUCUUGAUUGCUCCAGUUAAAGUCUCUCCUCGCUUUCCUUUUUGGAAUCUCCUGACAUACGUAGAGCUUCCAAUGAUGUUCAUUCCUGUCAUAUAUUGAGCUUUGCUCAAGUCCAGGUCAGAAAAGCGCGUCCUUUCUAUUGCCUUAUCCAAUUCUACCCAGAGUUUCCCUCUCUUUUUCUUAUUUUGGUCAAUGAUGUUCAUUCCUGUCGUGUAUUGAGCUUUGCUCAAGCCCAGCUCACAAAAGCGCGUCCUUUCUAUUGCCUCUUUAUCCAAUUCUACCCAGAGUUUCCCUCUUUUUCCUUAUUUUGGUCGAUGAAAUCUAUCCACUUCGGACUGUCCAAUGUUUAUCCUGUUCCAAUCCGGGUAAUGCCAGACUUUCAUGCAGAAAUUGCACCCCAGAUAACAUUUUGGCCUUUUCUAUCUUGGGUGGUUUGGAUUUUUAUAACCAAUUGUGCUUUAGCCCUAUUUUUGUUUCCAAAACCUCCGUUCUUAUCCGUCCUUAUCUCACUGCCAAUGCUAUAUGACUACCAUUUUGGCCUUUUCUAUCGCGGGUAGUUUUGGGGUUUUAUAACCAAUUGUGCUUUAACCCUAUUUUUGUCGCCAAAACCUCCGUUCUUGUCUGUCCUAUCUUUCACUGCCGAUGCUAUAUGACUACCAGAUUUAUCUGCUCUGUGUGGUUCUUCAGAGCUUAACUUUGCACAUUACAAUCCAGUGCAGUGCUUAAAGAAUGAAGGCUUUUUGUUUGUUUCGGUUGUCAAUCUUGCUUGCUUUAAUUAAUGGUGCUUUGUGUAAGGAGUGUACCAACAUUCCUACUGAGCUUUCGUCACACACUCUUAGAUACGAGCUCUUAGCAUCAAACAACGAGUCAUGGAGAGAGGAGAUGUUCUCACACUACCAUUUGACUCCAACGGACGAGACGGCUUGGUCCAACUUGUCACCAAGAAAGAUAUUGAAAGAAGAAGAGGAAUUUGACUGGAUCAUGAUGUACCGGAAACUGAAGAACUCUGCUGGGUCCAACCCACCGGGGGAGUUCCUUAAGGAAGUAUCAUUGCAUGAUGUGAGAUUGGAUCCGAGUUCAGUUCAAUGGCGGGCACAGCAGACAAACCUAGAAUACUUACUGUUGUUGGAUGUGGAUAGUUUGGUGUGGAGCUUUAGGAAAACAGCAGGUUUGCCAACACCAGGAAAGCCAUAUGGUGGUUGGGAGCGCCCGGCUUGCGAGCUCCGGGGUCACUUUGUGGGGCAUUAUUUGAGUGCGACGGCACAAAUGUGGGCAAGCACUCACAAUCAUAGUAUUGGAGAGAAAAUGUCUGCAUUAGUGACUGCUCUUGCGGCCUGUCAAGAGAAAAUGGGCACGGGAUAUCUUUCAGCUUUCCCAUCCGAGCAAUUUGAUCGUUUCGAAGCUAUCAAACCAGUCUGGGCUCCAUAUUACACCAUUCACAAGAUCAUGGCAGGUCUUCUGGAUCAAUAUAAACUUGCUGGCAACAAGCAAGCUUUGAAAAUGGUUACAUGGAUGGCUGAUUACUUCUACAAUCGUGUGCAGAAUGUGAUCAGAACAUACUCUUUAGAAAGACACUGGCUGUCACUCAAUGAAGAGACUGGUGGCAUGAAUGAUGUCCUUUACCAGUUAUUCACCGUAACGAACGAUCCCAAGCAUUUGUUGUUGGCUCAUCUCUUUGACAAACCUUGCUUUCUAGGAUUGCUUGCUGUGCAGGCUGACGACAUAGCUGGUUUUCAUGCGAAUACUCAUAUCCCAGUUGUUGUCGGAGCCCAGAUGCGUUAUGAAGUUACUGGUGACCUGCUAUACAAGACCAUAGGGACAUUCUUCAUGGACAUUGUGAACUCCUCUUACAUCUAUGCAACAGGUGGCACAACAGUCAGGGAAUUCUGGGAGGACCCAAAGCGUUUAGCAACGACUCUUGAAACAGAAAAUGAGGAAUCAUGCGCCACCUAUAACAUGCUGAAGGUGAGCCGCAACUUGUUUAGAUGGACCAAAGAAGUUGCAUAUGCAGAUUAUUAUGAGCGAGCGUUGACGAACGGCGUGCUAGGUAUUCAGAGAGGGACAGAGCCAGGCAUCAUGAUCUACAUGCUUCCUUUGGGACGUGGGGUGUCCAAGGCCAGAAGCUUUCAUCAAUGGGGAACUCAGUUCGACUCCUUCUGGUGCUGCUAUGGGACAGGAAUUGAGUCGUUUUCGAAAUUGGGAGAUUCUAUAUAUUUUGAAGAACAAGGAGAAGUUCCUGGUCUUUACGUAACUCAAUAUGUAUCGAGUUCCCUCAACUGGAAAGCAGGGGGACUGAUCGGUCAGCACAUCGGUCCUCUGUCGUCAUGGGAUCCUUAUCUUCAAGCAACAAUUACUUUCUCGUCAGAGGCAGCGGCACAGUUCUCUACCCUGAAUUUCCGAAUACCGAGUUGGGUCUCUUCAGCUGGCGCCAAAGCAGAACUAAAUGGACAACGUUUAAAUCUACCAUCUCCAGGUAAAUUUCUCGUCUUGGAGGGGAAAUGGAGCCCCAGCGACAAGCUGACCCUUCAGUUUCCCCUUGGCUUGCGGACAGAGGCUAUCAAAGAUGACCGACCCAAGUAUGCUUCCCUUCACGCAAUACUUUACGGGCCUUAUCUUCUCGCGGGGCUGACCAGCAGAGACUGGGAACUAAAAGCCGACCCAGAUGCUCCUCUAUCCAAUUGGAUCACUCCCGUUCCGGCUUCUUACGGUUCUCAGUUGCUCUCUCUUUCGCAAGCAUCGGGCAAUUCGUCAUAUUUCCUGACCAACACGAACCACUCCAUUACAAUAGAGAAGUCCCCUGAGCCGGGCACUGAUUCGGCUGUCCAUGCCACCUUCAGACUUGUCUCCAAAGACCCCACCACUUUAGGAAUCAGGUCAAGAGAGGGCGUGAUCGGGAAAUCGGUCAUGCUCGAACCAUUCGACCUUCCCGGAAUGGUGGUAGUGGAAAAAGGGAAAGAAAAGCACCUCGUAGUCGAGGGAUCAAGCAAGGGCAGCUCGUCCCUCUUCCGUGUGGUCGCAGGACUGGACGGGAAGGCCAAAGCCGUGUCCUUCGAGUCGGAAAGCCACAAAGGUUGCUACAUAUACACGGGGUUGAAUCACGACGAGGGUUCCGGCGUGAAGCUGGGGUGCGUCUCGGAUCACUCGAACAGUAAGUUCAAAAAAGCGAGCAGCUUUGCAUGGGAAGACGCCACAAGCCAUUAUCAUCCUAUCAGCUUCGUGGCGAAGGGUGCAAGCAGGAACUUCCUCUUGGUGCCGUUGAUGAGCUUGAGAGAUGAAUCGUACACUGUUUAUUUCGACAUCCAGUCUUGAAAGAUUGGUUUGUAUAGAAGUACAUCGAUAUCAAAAUAAGAAUGCUCGGUUAGGUCGAUGUAGUUGCACUCAGUCACUGCAAAUUUCCAGUCGGAAACUCGAAAAGGCCGCUCUCUUCGGCAUUCGAGUC
Eucalyptus grandis is the source of this 3995-nucleotide messenger RNA. RefSeq lists its product as uncharacterized. The record is from RefSeq and is a predicted model, not a curated record. NCBI's taxonomy places the organism in Eukaryota, Viridiplantae, Streptophyta, Magnoliopsida, Myrtales, Myrtaceae. Gene Ontology annotation, biological process: L-arabinose metabolic process. Gene Ontology annotation, molecular function: alpha-L-arabinofuranosidase activity.